AUGUCAAUUAAAUCAUACUUAACAAAUUUAAGACAACAAUUGAAGUCCAAGUCCUUGAACUCCCCACUUACCGUUGUCACUGGUAAUCAGUCAGCUGACAUGGAUUCAGUUGUUAGUGCUUUAACUUUUGCUUAUUUUUCCAAUUUGCAUAGUAAACAGUACAUAAUUCCAUUGAUUAAUAUCCCUAGAAGAGACUUGAAAUUAAGAAGAGAUAUAGUAACGUUAUUAGAUUACUAUUCUAUAACCGAGGAUCUUUUGUUUUUUGUAGAAGAUUUUCAAAACAUUGUCAAGGAAUCAGAUCAAAUAUUGAUCAAUUUGGUUGAUCACAACAACAUCCAAGGAGAUGAACUACACGAAGCAUUUGGAGCCGGAAAACUUAAAGUGGUAGGAAUUAUUGACCACCAUGAGGAUGAAGGACAAUUUGUUGAAUCGCAACCAAGAAUUAUACGUACUUGUGGGUCAAACUCCAGUUUAGUUUUCAAUUAUUUUUACAAUGAAUUCUUUAAAAGUAAUACCUCAAAAUUCUUAGAAACUCAACUUGAAGCUAUAAAGUUAUUGUUGGGACCGUUGCUCAUUGACACUUCCGGUAUGACUCAAAAAGUCGAAGAACCAGAUACGGAAGCCUUUUCCAUUUACCAAAAAGCAUUAGAAGGAGAUGAAAAAUUUAUACAGUUGUUUGCAAAUUCUGGAGAUAAAGAUCCAUACACCAACUACUAUUCUACUUUAAAGGCAGCUAAGAAAGAUGUCUCAGGAUUCAAAUUUGUUGAUCUUUUGCGUAAGGACUACAAACAAUUUACAUUUGAUAGUGGUGACAGAGUUGGGUUCAGUUCAGUCACUAAGGCAUUCAAAUGGAUUGUGGCCAAUUACUCCAAGGAAGAAAUCGGAAAAACAUUGAUCAAAACACUUGAAGAGAACAAUAUUGAUUUAUUGAUUAUUGGAACUCAUUUCACUCGGAAGGACAAUGACAAGUACACAAGAGAAUUCGGUUACUAUUACAAAAAGCUGGAAAACGAAAAAUUCAACAAUUUGCACAAUUUGGCAGAAACAAAAUUGCAACUCAAUAAUGAAGUUUAUGGAGCCGACAAGAUUGUAUCAACAGUUGAAACCUUAAGCAGCCACGGUAACUUCAAAGUAUUUAACCAAGGAAAUAUAAGUGCGUCAAGAAAGCAAGUUGUUCCAAUUGUAAAGGAGAUUCUUGAAAAUUGA
Messenger RNA from Candida albicans SC5314, 1206 nucleotides. Its product is annotated as exopolyphosphatase. The record is from RefSeq and is a predicted model, not a curated record. The transcript has a single exon. The coding region runs from base 1 to 1206 and encodes 401 amino acids. NCBI's taxonomy places the organism in Eukaryota, Fungi, Ascomycota, Pichiomycetes, Serinales, Debaryomycetaceae. Gene Ontology annotation, molecular function: exopolyphosphatase activity. Gene Ontology annotation, cellular component: cytoplasm.